Molecule: messenger RNA, 1455 nt
Organism: Solanum stenotomum
Lineage: Eukaryota; Viridiplantae; Streptophyta; Magnoliopsida; Solanales; Solanaceae
Product: GRAS family protein RAM1-like
Exons: 1
Coding region: 1-1455 (484 amino acids)
Biological process (GO): regulation of DNA-templated transcription
Cellular component (GO): nucleus
Molecular function (GO): sequence-specific DNA binding; DNA-binding transcription factor activity
Source: RefSeq, a predicted model, not a curated record
AUGAACUCUAGUCUUGCAAACACCACAAUGAAAGGCAAGGAUCAAAUGAAAAGCUCUCAUUCUUGCAUUCCUUCAGCAUCAUCCCAACUUCUGCAGAAGUGUUGCAUUAGAGGAAAUCAGAAAGGGAAACAUGACUGUGAUUUACCAUGCAGUUUUAGUUCUGAAUCUCAUGUCCUAUCGACGGUAAAAAUAUUUGAAAUGGCACAAGCACAAUUACUUCACCAUAUGUCGAAGAAAGAGGACGAUCCCUCCAUUGCUUCUCAACCCCUUAAUUCACAUAGUGAUCUGUCUCUUGAAGUUUCAGAUGAUUUGCAGCUUGCUCUUCUACUUCAAGCUUCUGCUGAAAUGUUUUCCAAGAGACACUACGAACGUGCAAUGGAGUUACUAAGCUUGUGUAAUCUGUCUGCUUCUCUUACAGGUACUCCGGUUCAAAGAGUUGUGUACUACUAUAGUGAAGCUCUUCGAGAGAGAAUCGAUAAGGAGACAAAAUCAAUAACAGGAUUACAACUAGAUAGACUUGUAGAUUUUGAAGUGAAACCAGCUGGCGUUGAAGAACUUUUCUUGUGUUCAAAGCCUCAUGUAAUUGUGUGUUAUCGUGCACUUCCUUUUUACCAAGUCGCACAAUUUGCUUGUAUUCAAGCCAUUUUGGAUAAUGUUAAGUCAGAAAAACGACUUCAUUUGAUUGAUUUUGGAAUUAGAAGUGGAUCUCACUGGACAAUCCUUAUGCAAGCUCUUGCGAAUCGAGGUGAUUGUCCACUUGAGCUUCUCAAGAUAACCGCUAUUGGAACAUCUAAACAAGUGGUUGAUGAAACAGGGAAAAGAUUGUCAUCUUUUGCUGCUGAAAACAUGAAAUUUUCCUUCUUCUUUAAGGCAGUGGUGUCAGAAAUGAAGGACCUCAGUAAAGAUCUCUUUGAGUUAGAUACUAAUGAAGUUGUGGUAGUUUACUCAGAGUAUAUUCUUGGGGGUAUGUUAGCAUGGCCUAAUCACCUUGAAGUUGUUCUAAGAUUCAUUAAAAACCUCAAUCCUUGUGUGAUAGUGGUCAUCGAAACUGAGGCAAAUACUAACGAGCCAAUUUUUAUGGAUCGAUUUAAUGGAUCAGUGUUUCUGUAUGCUGCACUCUUUGAUUGUUUGGAGGCUUUCAUGGAACGAGACAAUCAGCAUAGGAUGGAAUUUGAAAGACUUGUUCUUAGAGAAGUCAUUCACAAUGUGAUCACUUGUGAAGGAGAAGGAAGGAUCUUCCGCAACGUAAGGCUGGAAGUAUGGAGGGCUGUGUUUGAAAAGUUUGGUAUUAAGGAAACAGAAUUGAGCGAAUCAUCCUUGUAUCAGGCAAAUCUAAUGGCCGAUAGGUCUGCUCAUGGUUUUUGCACUCUGGAUAUGGAUGGAAAUUGCCUUACUAUUAAAUGGAACGGAACUCCAAUAGUAUUUGCUUCUGCUUGGAAGUUUGUCCAUGAUUGA